GUUACCAACUACCACAUGAUAUAAAUGCAUAUAUAUGUGCGGAUAUAAAUAAAUACUCAUUCGAUUCGUAUUACAUGAGAGGUGCACCGCAUUGGAGCUUUCUCUGCAGGAAAACUAGUCUCGAAAAAAGCGUCGAAGAAAAGCCACGCUGUGCAACAAAAUUCGUCCGCACCCGGCGUAACAGCAGCAGCAAUAACUUAGGAUCUCAGCACCGGCAGUUCGGUAGUGAGCGUGAACCGGCUGUAAUAACAAUAACAAAACCAACACCAGUCAACAUUUCGUCCUCAAAUCGAAAACUGUCAGACCUGGUGAUGGCCAAACGAGCCGCUGGAUUUCUCAUAUUUCGCCGGCUUUGCGAACGAAUCGAAUAUCUGAUGCUGCAGGCCUCCUACGGCCAGCACCACUGGUCCCCUCCGAAGGGACACGUCGAUCCGGGCGAGGACGACUUCAAAACCGCCCUCCGGGAGACAGCCGAAGAAUCGGGAUACCAGGAGACCGAUCUUCGCGUCUACAAGAACCAAUCACGAACACUCGAAUACAAGGUCAAGGGUCACGACAAAGUCGUUGUCUACUGGCUAGCGGAACUGACCGACCCAUCCAAGGAAGUUAAGCUAUCCGAUGAACAUCAGGAUCUGAAAUGGCUGGAGCGUGACGAUGCAAUACAGAUUGCCGGUUACGAGGACUUUGCCGUCAUGGUCCGGCACUUUGACGACAAAAUUAAACAGGGUUAUGACCAGCUGUGAGCAUCCUUCCCCACGAGGAGCGUUAUUAUCGAAAUAUCUAACUAUAUAAAACGAGUUUUCCUUUAUAUUAUUUUUUCCUAUUACACGCAUAUACAUAUACAUAAUUAUAUUUAAAAGAGAAUGAAAUGUCGUCGGACGUGAGAAGAGAGUAUCGAUUUACAAUUUUUAUCUUAUUAGCUUUUAAACUCGCACUCGCCGCUUUUGGAACUAACCGGUGAGGGAGUGGAAAGGCACCUACUCAGUGCUGAAUGAGUGUGUUGGGCUGACCAAAACGUUUAUGAAACAUAUGGAAACUACACACCUAAUUUCAGCCGUAAAAUUGAAUUUAUAAACCUAGCUUGCAAAACGCUAAUAAAAUAAGAUUGACGAAAAAGUAAGGCUCAGUGAAAUUAAUAAAUAUUAUUGCAUAGCAAAUAA
Molecule: messenger RNA, 1160 nt
Organism: Toxorhynchites rutilus septentrionalis
Lineage: Eukaryota; Metazoa; Arthropoda; Insecta; Diptera; Culicidae
Gene: Apf
Product: bis(5'-nucleosyl)-tetraphosphatase [asymmetrical]
Exons: 3
Coding region: 75-743 (222 amino acids)
Biological process (GO): AMP biosynthetic process; ATP biosynthetic process
Molecular function (GO): bis(5'-nucleosyl)-tetraphosphatase (asymmetrical) activity
Source: RefSeq, a predicted model, not a curated record